CAGGCCCCGCGCCCCGCUCGCGUCCCGAAAAGUGGAGCCGCAACUUGGGCACGACUGCACCUGUUUGCACCGCUCCGCCGAGGCGACCGGGCUGCGGCGACGGCGACCCCGGCCAUCGCCCCCCUCGGCAAGUGGUUUGGGCGCUUGGGCGCGAGGAGAAACUUUGCACCUGCGAGCCGGACCUGCGCCGAGGGCGUGUGCCGCCGCCUCUCGUCCCGUGGUUGCCUCCGCCUCCCCCCGUUCUUCUCCGCGGUAGGACCUCUCCCCCGCCCCACGUCCCGCUCCGUUCGACCGAGCCCCUGUCCGCCCCCCACCCCGCGGCCGACUCUUCUAUGCCCCGGGCCCUCCCCGCGCGGUGCCGGUGAACCCGCGGGCCGCCCCGAUGUACAGCAUGAUGAUGGAGACCGACCUGCACUCGCCUGGCGGCGCCCAGGCCCCCACGAACCUGUCGGGCCCGGCCGGGGCCGGCGGCGGCGGGGGCGGCGGGGGCGGCGGGGGCGGCGGCGGCGGCGGCGGCGGCGGCGGGGUCGCCAAGGCCAGCCAGGACCGGGUCAAGCGGCCCAUGAACGCCUUCAUGGUGUGGUCGCGCGGGCAGCGGCGCAAGAUGGCCCAGGAGAACCCCAAGAUGCACAACUCGGAGAUCAGCAAGCGCCUGGGCGCCGAGUGGAAGGUCAUGUCCGAGGCCGAGAAGCGGCCGUUCAUCGACGAGGCCAAGCGGCUGCGCGCGCUGCACAUGAAGGAGCACCCGGAUUACAAGUACCGGCCGCGCCGCAAGACCAAGACGCUGCUCAAGAAGGACAAGUACUCGCUGGCCGGCGGGCUGCUGGCGGCGGGCGCGGGCGGCGGCGGCGCGGCCGUGGCCAUGGGCGUGGGCGUGGGCGUGGGCGUGGGCGCGGCGGCCGUGGGCCAGCGCCUGGAGAGCCCGGGCGGCGCGGCGGGCGGCGGCUACGCGCACGUCAACGGCUGGGCCAACGGCGCCUACCCCGGCUCGGUGGCGGCGGCGGCGGCGGCCGCGGCCAUGAUGCAGGAGGCGCAGCUGGCCUACGGGCAGCACCCGGGCGCGGGCGGCGCGCACCCGCACCCGCACCCGCACGCGCACCCGGCGCACCCGCACCCGCACCACCCGCACGCGCACCCGCACAACCCGCAGCCCAUGCACCGCUACGACAUGGGCGCGCUGCAGUACAGCCCCAUCUCCAACUCGCAGGGCUACAUGAGCGCCUCGCCCUCGGGCUACGGCGGCCUCCCCUACGGCGCCGCGGCCGCCGCCGCCGCCGCCGCGGGCGGCGCGCACCAGAACUCGGCAGUGGCGGCCGCGGCGGCCGCGGCGGCCGCGUCGUCGGGCGCCCUGGGCGCGCUGGGCUCGCUCGUCAAGUCCGAGCCGAGCGGCAGCCCCCCUGCCCCCGCGCACUCGCGGGCGCCGUGCCCCGGGGACCUGCGCGAGAUGAUCAGCAUGUACUUGCCCGGCGGGGAGACCGGAGACCCGGCGGCCGCGGCGGCCGCGGCGGCGCAGAGCCGGCUGCACUCGCUGCCGCAGCACUACCAGGGCGCGGGCGCGGGCGUCAACGGCACGGUGCCCCUGACGCACAUCUAG
Messenger RNA from Canis lupus familiaris (dog), 1594 nucleotides. RefSeq names its product SRY-box transcription factor 1 (gene SOX1). The record is from RefSeq and is a predicted model, not a curated record. The transcript has a single exon. Lineage: Eukaryota; Metazoa; Chordata; Mammalia; Carnivora; Canidae. Bases 383 to 1594 code for a protein of 403 amino acids. Gene Ontology annotation, molecular function: RNA polymerase II cis-regulatory region sequence-specific DNA binding; DNA-binding transcription factor activity, RNA polymerase II-specific. Gene Ontology annotation, biological process: regulation of DNA-templated transcription; cell differentiation; anatomical structure morphogenesis.